AGGGAGAUGAGGAGCCUAGGGGGGGUGGAUCUGAUGUUGAGGAUCGAAUGUUUGAGCCGGUGUCACCUACUAUUCUAGACCGGUGUACUUCACAAGUAACAAGUUGUUGCGCAGACAGUUGCAGCGGCUACAGAUGAUGAGGGUGGGGGGGGAUGUUGAUGUGGACACUGGUGAAGGGCAACACACCGGUCAGCGGAUGGUGGUCAAGAAACAAACAACAAUCACGAAGUGGAUCGACAAUGAAGCCCAAAAGAAGUUGGACAUUGCUUGGGCAGAGACAAUGUUCAGGGCAGGCAUUGCUUUCAACUUCCUGAACUUCGGCACAACACAGACUUUUCAUGAUGCGUACUUGGAAAUUGCCAAUGCAAGGCCGAAAGUGAAGUUGUCUACCUACAAGCACAUGCGGACGGUGAUGUUGGUGUAUGUGUACUUGAAGGUGCAAAAGGCACUCAACCCCAUGACUGUGUGUUGGGACAAAACUGGUUGCACGUUCAUCACAGACGGGUCUACUGAUCGGAAGAAUAGGCCGGUGAUGAAUUUCCUGACAGCAGGGAAGAAAGGAGCCGUUCUUGUGACCACUUUUCGUAUGACAGGGAGGAAGAAGAACGCAGUAACGUUGGCAAAGUUAUGGGAGCAAAUCAUGCGCGAGAUCGGGCUGCAACGCAUCAACGCCAUUUGUACCGACAACGCGAAGGUAAACAAGAAGGCGGCCCAGAUCUUGGAGAGGCGGACAAAUAGAGAUGUUGCGAGGAUACCUUGGGUACCAUGUGGAGUGCACUGCUGCAGCUUGUUGUUGAAGGACCUGAGCAAUCUUUCAUGGGUGAAGGACACCGUGAAGACGGCAACACCAUCGAUGGACGAGGAAGGAGUUAGUCCCACCAACCUCGUAGAGUUCGACGAUAUGAUUGCAAGGAAAUUGUCAAAUGUCGUCCUCACGAAGACGGAGAGGGAAGACGUUAUGGCAAAGGUGAAUGAUCGCGUGAAGAUGAUGAGACAACCCGCACACGCAGCUGCGUUUCUUCUCGAUCCACGAAGGAGAGACCCCAGUUGGCUGAACGAUCCAGACAACCCCCUCGUGCAAAACGCAAUGCGUUUCUUGAUGAGGCAGAUUGGGCGGACGUGGAAUUCAAAGCAGCAUGUUGACAUGUGGGAUUAUUUGUGGAAGUUCUUGAGAGAGCCUGUGGAAGGGGAAGUCCGGAAAGACGAACACAUGUGGACAGACCGUGCAAGAGAAGGAGCCAUGCGACGUGCACCUCAGGAUUGGUGGGGAUUACAUGGUGGAGAUAUCCCGGAAUUGCAGAAGAUUGCCAUCAGAGUGUUGGGAAUGUGGAGCACAGCCACACCUGCGGAGCGCAAUUGGGCUUCAAUGGACUUCGUUCAUUCGAAGAGGAGAAACAGCCUCUCGCCGGAGUCAUUGGAGAAACUUGUGUACAUUCAUUGGAACAUGCAGCUACUGCGCGUUCCAGACAACAAGGAGAAUGGCUACGUUGACACGUGGAGGUCCUUCUUCGAGCCGUUGAUGGAGCCGACAAAGGAAGAGCAGUCUGUUCAGGAGGGCACGAUGGACAAGACUGCAAACAAUGUGGAGGAGGAGAAGAGGCAACAGAGAUUGGCAAAGGCUCCGAAAGGACGGGUUCCAGAGGGGCUCGAAGAUGAGGACUCAACCGGGAGCAGCGACUUCGAGGAUCUUGUUUGUGUGGAAGGGAAGUGUUGGAACGAAUUCACUUCCGACGAGAGUGAUGACGAGGAUGACAUUGGCGAGGACUCCGAUUUCGAGUUGGGGGCAAAGCCAGCAGUCCCCGCCACUACAUACGUCAACGAGGAGGAAGCAGCGCGGGCCAAGGUUAUGGCGGACAGAGAUGCUGCUCUUGUUCAGAAGCGUACGCAGGAGGAGGAGGCUCAGCGUGCUGCUGUCCCAACCCGAAGGGAGAGAGAGAGACAAACGAGCCAGGUUGAGAAAGAGCACACACAUCACCUGAUCGACAACGUGGAAGAGGAGGCGGAUGUGCAUGCACCACAUGAAGGCUGUUUGCAGACUGUUGGAGAGGACCUUCCAGGAGUCAAGGGAGAAAAAGAGCAGCGGGAAAAAAAUGAGGAACAUGAAGAAGAAGAAAAUUUGCGGCAGGAGGGAGUUCACUUGACGGAGGCUGCGGGAGAGCAAUGUGAAGAACAGGGAAAAGAGCUGCGGCAACCACCACCCGCGGUGUACACACGAAGACUCCUGCCCCCUACACUGCAGCGGCCUGCAACGCUAGAGGAGCACCAGGAUCAGCAGGCUGUGGUUGGGGAAAAGCGGCAAGAACUGCAAGCAGCAGUCCGAGGAGCAGCACACCACAUUGCCAAGCCACCGUACCCUGCAGAGAACGAGGAUGCCCAACAUGAUAACCUUUGGAAAAGCAGGGCAGGGCGAAAGAGGAAAGCCCCGGUGGAUGAAGUCCCUGCAAAGCCGCGCCGAGAUCGAGACAGGCCCCCCAACCCAAAGGCGGGUGAUAAUGCUCGAAAAAAGAAACAGCGCGGUGCAUGUAGGCGCCACAAAGUCGAAGUUGCCGAGGAUGACCCCUCUUCGGAUGAGGGAGUGGGUUCGGUGUCCGAUGGGGAUUUGCAAUGCGCCUGCCACGUUUCAACGAGCGAUGAACAUGACGUUCUAGAACUUCUUCAACAAGACACGGCUGAUGCAGGGAAUGAUUAACUUCUGCGUGAUCGUGUACAUGGACGACAUCCUGGUCUAUUCGGAGACCUAUCACGGGUACGCGCAACACAUCG
Molecule: messenger RNA, 2763 nt
Organism: Chara braunii
Lineage: Eukaryota; Viridiplantae; Streptophyta; Charophyceae; Charales; Characeae
Source: the annotation of a GenBank genome assembly